Molecule: messenger RNA, 2809 nt
Organism: Microtus oregoni (creeping vole)
Lineage: Eukaryota; Metazoa; Chordata; Mammalia; Rodentia; Cricetidae
Gene: Asic2
Product: acid sensing ion channel subunit 2
Exons: 10
Coding region: 253-1944 (563 amino acids)
Biological process (GO): sodium ion transmembrane transport
Cellular component (GO): membrane
Molecular function (GO): ligand-gated sodium channel activity
Source: RefSeq, a predicted model, not a curated record
UGGGAGGCACUCGGGAGAGGCUAGAGCCAGGGGCGGCGGGCCGGGGCUGUACUCAGUCCCGGGCGAGCGCCCGCGGAGGCGGCGGUGGCAACGCCGGGAGGGCAUGCCGCGCCACCGGAGCUCCUGUCGGGCGCAGGCUUCCCUGGCGCAGGCUGCGCGUGGUUGCUGCUACUCCCAUUGCUGCUGCGGACUCCCAUGGCGGCUCCGCCCGACCGGGGCCGCCGCCGCUGUCGCCAGCCUCGGGCUGAAUGAAUGAGUCGGAGAGGCGGAGCCCGGCUGCCCGCGACCGCGCUCACCGGCCCGGGACGCUUCCGUAUGGCCCGCGAGCAGCCGGCGUCCGCGGCGGUGGCGGCAGCCAGGCAGCCCGGAGGCGACCGGAGUGGCGAUCGGGCACUGCAUGGGCCAGGGGUUGCCCGCAGGGGGCGGCCGUCACUGAGUCGCACUAAAUUGCACGGGCUGCGGCACAUGUGCGCGGGGCGCACGGCGACGGGAGGCUCCUUCCAGCGGCGGGCGCUGUGGGUGCUGGCCUUUUGCACGUCUCUCGGCUUGCUGCUGUCCUGGUCUUCGAACCGUCUGCUCUACUGGCUCAGCUUCCCGUCACACACUCGAGUGCACCGCGAGUGGAGCCGCCAGUUGCCGUUCCCCGCCGUCACCGUGUGCAACAACAACCCGCUGCGCUUCCCGCGCCUCUCCAAGGGGGACCUCUACUACGCGGGCCACUGGCUGGGGCUGCUGCUGCCCAACCGCACGGCGCGCCCGCUGGUCAGCGAGCUGCUGCGGGGCGACGAGCCGCGCCGCCAGUGGUUCCGCAAGCUGGCCGACUUCCGCCUCUUCCUGCCGCCGCGCCACUUCGAGGGCAUCAGCGCUGCCUUCAUGGACCGCCUGGGCCACCAGCUGGAGGACAUGCUGCUCUCCUGCAAGUACCGGGGCGAGCUCUGUGGCCCGCACAACUUCUCCUCAGUGUUUACAAAAUAUGGGAAGUGUUACAUGUUUAACUCAGGCGAGGAUGGCAAGCCUCUGCUCACCACAGUCAAGGGGGGGACGGGCAACGGGCUGGAGAUCAUGCUGGACAUUCAGCAAGAUGAGUACCUGCCCAUCUGGGGAGAGACAGAGGAGACAACGUUUGAAGCAGGAGUGAAGGUUCAGAUCCACAGUCAGUCUGAGCCGCCUUUCAUCCAAGAGCUGGGCUUUGGGGUGGCUCCAGGGUUCCAGACCUUCGUGGCCACACAAGAGCAGAGGCUCACGUAUCUGCCCCCACCGUGGGGAGAGUGUCGAUCCUCAGAGAUGGGGCUCGACUUCUUUCCCGUUUACAGCAUCACCGCCUGUCGGAUUGACUGUGAGACCCGCUACAUUGUGGAGAACUGCAACUGCCGCAUGGUCCACAUGCCAGGGGAUGCUCCUUUCUGCACUCCAGAGCAGCACAAGGAGUGUGCAGAGCCUGCCCUCGGCCUCCUGGCAGAAAAGGACAGCAAUUACUGUCUCUGCAGGACACCCUGCAACCUGACCCGCUACAACAAAGAGCUCUCCAUGGUGAAGAUCCCCAGCAAGACGUCAGCCAAGUACCUGGAGAAGAAAUUUAACAAAUCUGAAAAAUAUAUCUCAGAGAACAUUCUUGUCCUGGAUAUAUUUUUUGAAGCGCUCAAUUACGAGACAAUUGAACAGAAGAAAGCGUAUGAAGUCGCUGCCUUACUUGGUGACAUUGGUGGUCAGAUGGGAUUGUUUAUUGGUGCUAGUAUCCUUACAAUACUAGAGCUCUUUGAUUAUAUUUAUGAGCUGAUCAAAGAGAAGCUAUUAGACCUGCUUGGCAAAGAAGAGGAGGAAGGGAGCCAUGACGAGAACAUGAGCACCUGUGACACAAUACCGAACCACUCUGAAACCAUCAGCCACACUGUGAAUGUGCCCCUGCAGACAGCUUUGGGUACGCUGGAGGAGAUUGCCUGCUGACACCUCGGGCAACCCAGCACCUCCAAACAGACCUUAAGGCCCAAGACCCAGGACAGGGGACAGCAAGCUCAGGUGGAAUGGCCCCUGAUGACAGAAAGAAGCAAGAGCUCCCCCUAUGCACACAUUGCGAACUUCUGCCAAACCUCACUCUGGCCACAUCUGACAUGAACCUUCCCGGGCCCUGCCAUUUGUCCCUUGUAGGACUGACGAGUCCCACUCCGGAGCUGUCCGAGAACUAAUCUGCCAUCACAUCUCACUGCCAGAUGUACAAAGCACCUGCAUGCUCAGACUUCUUACGGCGCCACCUCCACUUCUGUCUUGUACAUGCUAUUUUCUCCGUACAGUUUCCAGAGCCCACUCUGCUGCCCAUGCAGUGGGACCAGGUUCCAACCCCAAAGCCACCCUGAGCCCAGCUCUGGAAUCAAAACUGCACGGUCAAGAAGGAAACCACAGAACUCUCUACAACGUUUGACCCUUGUGUUGUUUGUGAAGGUUCUUAACCUACCCACAAACCCUUGUCCCCUAAACGGCCCCUGGGGCCCCUGCACUAAAGGUGACCAGUGCCGACCUCUUUCUUAUCCCAGCACCUGUGGAGGUGGUACAGUGGCCUGGAGGACCCCAGUAUUCGUCCAUGGAGCCACGUCCUUUUCACCCUGUGACACAGCUGUAGAGUUCGAUUUCUUUUCGUUUUGUUUUGUUGGGGGCGGGGGCUGUUUUUGUUCGUCUGUUGAUUGUUUCGGUUUGCUCUGUUUUAUGGGCUUUGGUUUUGAUGUUCCAAGGUUCGGUUUGGGUUUUCCAUUUUCUUUGGAGUUUAUUUAUUCGUGCUUUGAACCACAGUCAUAUUAAAAGCUGGUCUUGUGGAAGU